Molecule: messenger RNA, 1386 nt
Organism: Olea europaea var. sylvestris
Lineage: Eukaryota; Viridiplantae; Streptophyta; Magnoliopsida; Lamiales; Oleaceae
Product: succinate--CoA ligase [ADP-forming] subunit alpha-2, mitochondrial-like
Exons: 7
Coding region: 121-1116 (331 amino acids)
Biological process (GO): tricarboxylic acid cycle
Cellular component (GO): mitochondrion; succinate-CoA ligase complex (ADP-forming)
Molecular function (GO): succinate-CoA ligase (ADP-forming) activity; succinate-CoA ligase (GDP-forming) activity
Source: RefSeq, a predicted model, not a curated record
CGCUCCCAGUCACCCUUCACUGGUUCUUCUCCUUCAACCCAAAUAUUAGUAUAGAGAUUUAUCGAUCUCUGCACGAACUGUAAACCUAAGAGGCCACCUGCGCAUUAAUAAAUUGAAUCGAUGGCUCGAAAAGUGACGAAACUGAUGAGCAUCUUGUCAUCGCGGCUGUUGUGCCCAAAGCAGCUACAGCUGUACCGCAACUUUGGAUCGCCCCCACCUCCGCCUGCUGUAUUCGUGGACAAAAACACCCGGGUCAUCUGCCAAGGCAUCACCGGCAAGAAUGGCACUUUCCACACAGAACAGGCCAUCGAAUACGGCACCAAAAUGGUUGGAGGGGUUACCCCUGGAAAGGGUGGAACAGAACACUUGGGACUUCCUGUUUUCAACUCUGUAGCAGAGGCAAAAGCUGAAACAAAGGCUAAUGCUACUGUGAUUUAUGUUCCUCCGCCUUUUGCGGCUAAAGCUAUUAUGGAGGCAAUGGAAGCUGAGUUAGAUUUGGCUGUUUGCAUCACUGAGGGAAUCCCUCAGCAUGACAUGGUUCGUGUCAAGACUGCUCUUAACAAGCAAUCUAAAACUCGGCUCAUCGGUCCAAAUUGUCCUGGCAUUAUCAAGCCUGGGGAGUGUAAGAUUGGAAUUAUGCCUGGAUACAUCCACAAACCUGGACGUGUUGGAAUUGUCUCACGGUCUGGUACACUGACUUAUGAAGCGGUUUUUCAAACUACUGCUGUUGGCCUUGGACAGUCAACAUGUGUCGGAAUUGGUGGGGACCCUUUCAAUGGAACAAAUUUUGUUGAUUGCAUAGAAAAGUUUCUUGCUGAUCCACAGACAGAAGGUAUUGUUCUUAUUGGUGAGAUAGGUGGUACAGCAGAAGAGGAUGCUGCAUCCCUUAUAAAGGAAAGUGGGACGGAGAAGCCCAUUGUUGCUUUCAUUGCUGGACUUACUGCUCCACCUGGUCGACGGAUGGGUCAUGCAGGAGCAAUUGUAUCGGGAGGGAAGGGAACAGCACAAGACAAGAUCAAGACCCUCAGAGAAGCUGGGGUUACUGUGGUUGAGUCGCCUGCAAAGAUUGGAACCUCAAUGCUUGAUGUCUUCAAACAGAGGGGUCUUCUUGCUUGAUUAAGCUGAAUUUUGAUUUUUCAAGUUCAUCGUUUCUUUCCUUUUCUUGAAAAAGAGAGUGGCCAUUAUGAUGGAUGAUUUUGUUGUAAUGCAUUCAAUUCCAAGCCCCACAAAUAUUUUCUUUCAUGAGAGCAAUUUUCUAUCAUUUAUAGGUUUGAAUUUUGAGGAUAGUUAUUUGUACCGUUUGCCUCAGGUUUGUGCAUCAUUUAUAGCCAUUUGGCAUCUUUUAGCUCAAUGUCGAAGUUGAAAUGGGAAAAAUCAUUGCACUUA